UUAGAAACGUUUAUUUUGAAAAUAAUAUACGGAAGUACAUUUUAUUUAUUUCCGGCUGACUUCAGGAGUUAACGCUGCACUUGAGCCGUUCUUAAGCUAGUUACACAACUCUUCGUCUUUCAACUUAUCUGUAAUUUCCCAUCGGCCAGUGAACGUGGUUAGUUGUAUCACAACGAAUUGUUUUUUGUUUUUUGUAUUAAAGUUAAUAUUGUCUGAACUGUGUGAUUGAAACGUCCUCCCCUGGCUAGCUAGUUAGCUUUAACUAACGUCAGGUUCGCUAACUACCGACUAACUAGCUAAGGCUAAGGUAACUCCUUCAUGGCACCUCUCCGCGUCCUGUGCAUCCACGGUUACCGUCAGAACGGCAGCUCUUUCCGGGAGAAGACGGGAGCUCUGCGGAAGCUGUUGAAGAAACAAGCGGAGCUCGUUUACCUGAGCGCACCGCACUGCGUGCAGGAAGCUGGUGGUGAAGAAGCUUCAGAGAAAGAUGGACCUGGAAGCAACGUGGACUCGAGGGGUUGGUGGUUUUCUGAUGUCCAGGCUCGGAGUUUCAGCGCUCUGCAGCAGUGUGAGGAAAGCCUGGGGCUCGACGAGAGCGUGAAGGCCGUGAGAGAAGCCGUGCAGAUCCAAGGUCCAUUCGAUGGCAUCCUGGGCUUCAGCCAGGGAGCAGCUUUUGUCGCCAUGUUGUGCUUCCUUCAGGAGCAAAAACUGGAGCCAGAAUUCAACUUCCGCUUCGCCAUCUUCGUCGCCGGUUUCCGCAGCGCGUGUGAGGAGCACAAACGGUUCUAUAACUCUCCACUUGAGAUCCCCUCCCUGCAUGUGUUUGGACUGGAAGACCGAGUCAUCCCGGACAACAUGAGCAGGGAGCUCCUCCUCUCCUUCCAAGACUCUCAGGUUUUGACACAUCCUGGUGGCCAUUUUGUCCCUGCUGCAUCGGCUCACAGACAAAUCUACCAGGACUUUCUCAACCGGUUCUAGUGAGAUACAAAAGUUUCAGAAACUCUUGUCUGGUGCUCAAUAAGUGAAGAGCUAUGAUACCUACUCAAGCACUAAAAUAAGACAAAAUAAUGUUGAUUGUUAACCUAACAAUCUCGUGAUGCUUUACUUGAUUCUAGAAGCCCUUUGGCCAUAAAUGCUAAGUUUGUGUCUGAGUAAUGCCCUCUGUUUACGCCAAAGCCUUUUUUUCCCUUCUGAUCUUUUUUUAUCCCAAACAGUAACUGCUGUCCUUCUCAGGGAAAAUGUCUUAUCACAGACAAUAAAAUGAAGUGAUGAUUGUUUAUUGAAUGUGUUCUGGUCUGUUUCUUUUGUGAGCUUUCUAAAAUCUUUCACCUC
Molecule: messenger RNA, 1332 nt
Organism: Pungitius pungitius (ninespine stickleback)
Lineage: Eukaryota; Metazoa; Chordata; Actinopteri; Perciformes; Gasterosteidae
Gene: ovca2
Product: OVCA2 serine hydrolase domain containing
Exons: 2
Coding region: 319-978 (219 amino acids)
Biological process (GO): response to retinoic acid
Cellular component (GO): cytoplasm; nucleus
Molecular function (GO): hydrolase activity
Source: RefSeq, a predicted model, not a curated record